Vicia faba (fava bean) is the source of this 1719-nucleotide messenger RNA. The record is from the annotation of a GenBank genome assembly. NCBI's taxonomy places the organism in Eukaryota, Viridiplantae, Streptophyta, Magnoliopsida, Fabales, Fabaceae.
AUGCACACUAGCCCACUUUCAUUCUCCACCGCGCGCCAUCAUUCUUCCUUCCUCCUCCUCGCUAGACAACUUUUCUCAACUCAGCAAGAUGUAUAUCACGCCAAUCUCAACAUCGCAGCCCUCUCACGCGCCGGCAACAUCAACGCUGCACGCCAACUGUUCGACAAAACCUCCCCAAAAGACAUCGUCACAUGGAACUCUAUGCUCACCGCCUACUGGCAAAACGGCUUUCUACAACAUUCCGAAUCGCUCUUCCAUUCCAUGCCAAUCAAAAACGUCGUUUCAUGGAACUCCAUCAUAACCGCAUGCGUUCAAAACGAUAACCUCAACGACGCGUUUAGCUACUUCACCGCAAUGCCGGAGAAAAACACUGCGUCGUACAAUGCUAUGAUGUCGGGUUUUGUGAGAAUGGGACGCGUGGAGGAAGCGCAGAAGCUGUUUGAAGAAAUGCCGCGUCCGAAUGUUGUUUCGUAUACUGUCAUGAUUGAUGGGUAUGCCAAGAAGGAAGGUGGGAUUAGGCGUGCGAGGGCGCUGUUUGAUGCGAUGCCGAAUAGGAAUGAGGUUUCAUGGACGGUGAUGAUUAGUGGUCUUGUUGAGAAUGGGUUGUAUGAGGAAGCGUGGGAAUUGUUUGAUAGAAUGCGCAAGAAAAAUGUUGUUGCUAGUACUUCUAUGAUUACUGGGUUUUGUAAACAAGGGAAGAUUGAAGAGGCUUGGAACUUGUUUCAACAGAUUCCGUACAAGGAUCGAGCUUCUUGGAAUAUAAUGAUAACCGGUUUCGCCCAGAAUGGGAGAGGGGAGGAGGCACUAAAUUUAUUUUCACAAAUGGUCAGGACUGGUAUGCAACCUGAUGACUUGACUUUUGUUCCACUUUUUACUGCCUGUGCUAGUCUUGCAUUACUUGACGAAGGAAGACAGGCGAAUGCUCUUGUAAUUAAGCAUGGCUUUGAUUCAGAUUUGUCUGUGAGCAAUUCGUUGGUUACUAUGUACAGUAAAUGUGGUGAAAUUGUCAACGCUGAGUUAGCCUUUAGGCAAAUUUCUCAUCCGGAUAUUGUUUCAUGGAACACAAUCAUUGCUGCAUUUUCACAGCAUGGUCUCUAUGGCAGAGCUCGAUACUACUUUGACCAUAUGGUAACAGUUGGUGUUACACCUGAUGGCAUAACUUUCCUGAAUUUGCUAUCUGCCUGUUGUCGUGCUGGGAAGGUUGAUGAGACCAUGAAUCUUUUUUACUUGAUGGUGCAUAAUUAUGGUAUUCAACCAAGGUCUGAACACUAUUCUUGUAUAGUUGAUGUUAUGAGUCGAGCAGGUCAAUUGAAGAGAGCUUUCGAAUUAAUCCAAGAGAUGCCAUUCAAGGCAGAUUCCAGCAUCUGGGGUGCUCUUCUUGUGGGCUGUAAUAUCCAUUCAAACGUGAAAUUGGGGGAACUGGCUGCUAGGAGCAUUUUGAAUUUGGAUCCUUAUAAUUCUGGUGCUUGUGUGAUGUUGUCUAAUAUAUAUGCUGCUGCUGGCAAGUGGAAGGAUGUCAAUAGAGUGAGGGUUAUGAUGAAAGAGCAAGGAAUUAAGAAACAAACAGCUUAUAGUUGGAUGCAGAUUGGAAACAAACUCCAUUGUUUUGUUGGAGGGGAUCCGUCACAUCCAAAUAUAGAUGAUAUUCAUGAAGCUUUAAGGAGGAUUGCAUUACAUAUGAAGGUAAAGGGUAACUCUGAAGAAGAUGCUAUAAGUUAG